AUGGUCCCUGUUGAUGAUCACCACAUCCUUUCCCAGUUUGAAGACCCCGAGAGAAAGGUUCUCAUUUCAUGCAUCCUCGAAAGCGAUCUGGAAAGAUUGAGGAAGGUAACACGAUGCGGUACCACGAUGCAAAUAUCUUGCUUUGUGAUUCUCAGACAUCCAGGUACUUCGCGAGUUGUAUCCACUCCCCAAACCGUGCAAGGACUUGCACGGUCGGCUGCCCUGAAGAUUACCUUCAAGUCCACCUACAGCUAUGAUGUGGCUGGGAUUUAUCUGCUUCACCCCGGGGCUGGGAAAUUGCAGUUCAACAAGGCUGGUGACGAACGACACUUGGCUACCCUGGAGAAACCCAUCGACGCCCUUUCUCAGGAGCUUUCCGUGUCCUCUUCCGCUGCAACUUCCUGCCCUGUCUCCCCAGGUAGUACUUUGCCGCAGCUUGAGGCAGACCCCAAAUCAAAGCGGGAUAUGGAGCAAUGCUUGUUGACCAAGCGUGGAUUGCUUACUAUACAGACAGCGCAUAUUGUGCCAAACAAGCCGAAUCUAACCAGCAAAGCCUACCUCAUUUAG
Messenger RNA from Penicillium concentricum, 567 nucleotides. RefSeq lists its product as uncharacterized. Lineage: Eukaryota; Fungi; Ascomycota; Eurotiomycetes; Eurotiales; Aspergillaceae. The transcript is spliced from 3 exons. Bases 1 to 567 code for a protein of 188 amino acids. The record is from RefSeq and is a predicted model, not a curated record.